Cryptotermes secundus is the source of this 2471-nucleotide messenger RNA. Its product is annotated as octopamine receptor beta-1R. Bases 710 to 2251 code for a protein of 513 amino acids. NCBI's taxonomy places the organism in Eukaryota, Metazoa, Arthropoda, Insecta, Blattodea, Kalotermitidae. Gene Ontology annotation, molecular function: octopamine receptor activity. The transcript has 3 exons. The record is from RefSeq and is a predicted model, not a curated record. Gene Ontology annotation, biological process: adenylate cyclase-activating adrenergic receptor signaling pathway. Gene Ontology annotation, cellular component: membrane.
CUUACUUUGAAAACCGUUCAUACUUUGCUCUUCCACUUUCAGUGCAAAAUUACAACAAGUAAAUAUAUUGUCUUCCUGAGUAUUAUGUCUAUGAGAAACCUACAGCUACCACUUUUGUGCAACUUUCAAUCUAAGCAUUUACGAAUUGUUCUUUUCUGUAGAAAAUGUAUAAUGACAGGGCAACAGUAGAGAACCGGAAAUUCUCCGUAACUUUCAACGUAUGAAGUAAAACGUGGAAAUUAAUGAAUUUGUAGUGUACAAACUCAACAGACUAGCAUUUGUUAAAGUUAGGAGCAUUUAAAUACUUGAGUGUAGAAAACUUAAUAUUAAAAACCUGUCAAAACACUAAAAGAGAAGCUUACAAAGAUGGCAAUGCGAAGGGAUGCCUAGAAGAAAUGUUCUACUUCUGUAUUCUGGAACAGGAUGUAUAUCUGGAAAUGAAAACGAUUAUAAUUCUGACAUUAUGCAAGCACUUUAACUUCAUUUAGUUACUUUGGUUCUUCUGGGUGCUAUGUACGGAAAACGAAGAAACCGAUUUUCAUACUCUGCUUGAAGUGGUUUCAAUUUUCUAUCAGUGUUAGAUACUUAUACAAAUUAUAUGAUCUUAUUUCAUUUUAUUGUAAAUAAUUUAAAGUUUAACAAAAUAACAAUAAGAAACGAACGUUGAUUCUUGAAAAGAGAUAACACAAGACCCUUUAGCCAAACAACAAUGGAAAUCAGUAACUUGAUUGACAAACAUACGCUUAUGACAAGAAACCUGAACGUUAUUCAACCAAACGAGAAAUCCUACAGCAGUUCGGGCAACGAUGUGAGAAACACAGGUUCAACAACAAGAAACGUUGCUGGAUACAACACAACAACUGCAACAGCCACGUUACUGCUCAUCAACAGCACAAACCAAAGUUGGAUAGACCAAAUUCUGACGUCUGGCAGCGAGGAAACUGAUGAUACUUGGGAAGAGUCCUUGAUAAUAGCUUUGAAAUCAUCCAUCAUGGGCUUCAUAAUAAUGGCUGCCUUAUUUGGCAACCUCCUGGUCAUCGUCAGUGUGAUGAGGCAUCGUAAACUCAGAGUUAUAACGAACUAUUUCGUUGUGUCGUUAGCUCUAGCAGACAUGUUGGUGGCUUUGUGCGCCAUGUGUUUCAACGCGAGCGUUGAGCUAACGGGAGGAACCUGGCUGUUUGGUUACUUUAUGUGUGACGUGUGGAACUCCUUGGAUGUGUACUUCUCCACCGCUUCUAUCCUCCAUCUUUGUUGUAUAAGUGUAGAUCGGUAUUAUGCCAUAGUCCAGCCAUUGGAUUAUCCUCUGAUUAUGACACAUGCGAAGUUGGCAAUCAUGUUAGCUGUUGUGUGGUGUUCGCCUGCUCUUGUAUCCUUCGUUCCGAUAUUCAUGGGUUGGUAUACGACAGAAGAACAUCUGGAAUUCCGCAGGAAGCAUCAGGAUAUCUGUGGAUUCACCGUCAACAAGCCGUACGCUGUAAUCUCCUCGAGUGUGUCCUUCUGGGUGCCUGGAGUCAUCAUGUUAUUCAUGUACUACCGCAUCUACAUGGAGGCAGAUCGGCAGGAGAGAAUGUUGUACAGGAGCAAAGUGGCUGCAGCACUGCUCAACAAACACCUGCAGAUAAACGGAAUCAGCGCAGGCAUCACGUCCUUGCAACAGCCACUCAACUGUGACGCCAUGCCCGGAGCGACUGGCCCGGAGUCCGUUACGGAACCCAUCGCUAGCAGCAGCAAGAUGAAACGGGAGAGAAAAGCUGCUCGCACCCUGGGAAUCAUCAUGUCUGCCUUCCUCGCCUGCUGGCUCCCCUUCUUUCUAUGGUACAUCAUCACGACCUUGUGCGGAGACAAGGUGUGUUACUGCCCUCCUGUGGUGGUAGCCACGGUCUUCUGGAUAGGGUACUUCAACUCCGCGCUCAACCCUCUGAUCUACGCGUACUUCAACCGAGAAUUCAGAGCGGCCUUCAAGAAAACACUCCAGUCCUGUUGUUACCACAUCCUGCUCGUCAGGUCGCGUAGCAGAAACAGGUUUUGCAUGAACUUGUGCAGGAGACGCGGCGAGAAUGGUCUAAGGGACGGGGAAUAUGCCACGAGGCGAGAUAUAUCCAACAGCAAUGCAUCUUCGGAGAUCCACAUGAAUAAUCAUCUAAGAUCGAACGGGGGAGGCACAAGAGAUUCCUCUGGGAGUGGAGGUAUAGCCCAAAAUGUUAGCGACGUUAUAGAAGUAAACGAAGGUCAAUUAGAGGACGUAAUUUAAUGUUAUAAAGCUAUAAGGAAAAAUAUUACGUGUAACAGCCUCGGUAUGCUGAAACUUACAGCGCUUUACACGCGAAGUGAUUUUUCUAUUCACAGAUAUUGCAUUAAGGGAAGAAAAGAUUUCUGUUAGAAGGAUUUCAUAGAAGGAUGAAAUUACUGCCUGUUUUAGGUAGAUCUUUCUUUUAUUUAACGAGGUUUUCAGUAUUAUGUAAGAUCUGAGA